AUGGUCCUUUCUUUCACACGGCCGGUCUGCCCCAUGGCUACGAAAUUGUACGCAAAGCAGCGUGCGACGCGCCUGGAGCAGUCUCCGAGGACCGGUGUCGACCACACGUGCAGUUCCCCUGAUCUGCCGGGUACCAGGAGUAAGGGUAAAGGCAGGCAACACCCUGAGGACUACGGCAAACCCGUCUUCGAAGGCCAGUCGGCUUCGGAAUCACAGCUGCUGGUACGAGACAAUGCUUCAAACCCAACAUCUCCUCGGCUAGACCACAUCCCGGGCAAGGGCGAUAACUGCUCCAGUCCGGUGUCUGACAGCAUGGACCACAACAGCCCCAUCCAGGAGAUGUGCACCAGCAGAAAGUGCACCAGGGUUUACCCUCAGAGAGACCCCGGGAGUACUCAAGCUUACAAACAAGACAGGUCUAGGAGCUGCGGUAAACAGGCUACGGUUAAGAAACAUGGAAUAUGUUCACCAGUGUCCUAUGAGUCUGAAGAGGCUCUAUCACGUCAGAUCAGGGACAUCCAUCAUGAUGCUAGGAAGAGCUCCCGGAUAAUCAGGGAUUCCAGGAACAGGCUCCUCGAAAUUCAAAAGAAAACCACAAUAACAGAGGCUGAUGUAAAGGAGCUAGGUGAACGCAACGACUUGCUGCUUCGGGAGAUGGAGAGGUUCGACCGCAUGACCAGGACUAUUCAGAAGCUGGUGGGAGGCGACCCUCUGAUGCGGAAGAGAGAGGAGCCACCGAGGUGCUUGGAUUAUUAUGUACCAAAGAAUGCUUAUGAGCCAGUCCUAUACCACGAGAUGAAGAUGAAUCACCCGACAGUGCUCCUCGCGGGUCCCCGAUGCGGUGCGGCCCCAGGUCCGGCUGCCACCGGGCCCCAAAGCCGCAGCAAAUCCGAGAUUGACCUGACUCGCAAGCUAAGUGAGAGCUACGACAUGCAAGAGAAAUUGGCCGCUGAUAACGCCGACUUAGAAGUCAAGAGGUAUAUAUUGUACAAGGAGCUUAUGACGAAAGACCAGAAUCUGGAGACUUGCAGAGCUCAGAUCAAGAGACUGCAAGGGGAACUGAAGUUAAUGAGUAGAGAGAACACUUUGCUACAUGAAAAGCUGGAUAAGAAUAAUCCGGAGGGCGAUGCGGCUCCGGUGAAACAAGAUUCCAGAUGUCAACAGGAGAAUACAGAUUUAUGUGAACAAAGUGGCAAGUCUGUCGAUUCAACUCAAGCGGAGGAGCUUUUUAGUAAAUUAGAGGAUUAUAAGAAUUCUACCGAAGGGAUAGAAAAACUAUUAGGAGGAUUGGAGAUAGAAGUGCGCCAAGUGAGGAUGGAAAUGGAUCAGGUGAAGAGUGCCUCGAAGAAUGGGUGCCGCGGCAGUGGCGGCAACCCUAACACUUGUUUUGAGCAAGGGGCGGGACCACCAGUGCCUCCAAUGGCGAGGGCAUGUGGUGUAUGUCCUCCUUGUCCAGCACCAUGCAACCCUAACGCUCCACCGACUCCCGCUGAGAGGGAAGUGCAGAAACUAACACUCCAGCUACGACAGACCGAAGAAAGCUUCAAAACCAAAGUUGCUGAGUGCGCUAUGCUCAGAGCAGACCUGAUGAAAAAGAAAGAAGAGUUGGAGAAAGAAAGGUGCCAACAUCGAGAGGUGCAGAACAAAUUGAGAGAGCUAGAGAUGAAGUUCGAAGGACUCGGUACCCAUACGAACAUGCUACUAGGGACCAAAGAACAGGCUUUUGAGCAGGAGAUCAACUUAAGGUCUCUGAAGCAAUGUUACCGCGAGGCAAGAGAGGAGAUCGAGGAACUACGGACCUUGAUGAAGGAGCAAAAUGACCAGCUGCAGGAUUACAGAGUCAAAUACCUGCAAGCUCAGCAACUAGUGGAAGAGCAGCGCCGUCAGAUGGACAUGAUGGACAUGGAUAACACGAGGAUCAGCGAACAGAUCAACCUUGAAAUACAGAAAGUCAAGCUGAAAUUCCAAGAGAAGCUUCAAGAGUUGGCGCCGAUCCCGGACCUACUGAAGGCCACGCAGAUGAGACUGAAGGAUGCGCAACAGGCGCAGGCCCUCGCUGAGCAUAACGCGGAACAACUCGCCAGGGAACUCAACUGUGCCAGGGAGAAGGUCCAUGCGCUACUGCACAACAGUCUGAAGGCUUCUCCGGAGAAGGUGCAAGAAAAGAGUGCAGAUGACAAACAAUUGGCAAUGAUGCAACAGCGAGUGGCACAGCUCACGGAGACUAAUAUAGCGCUCAAGACUGAGAUUGAAAGACUCAAAGCAAACGUGAUUCGCAUGGAGGAGUCAGUGCUGGCCAACGAGAAGCGUCUGCAAGAGAAGAUGCACGAGUGUGCACAGAUUGGCGGCGAGCUGGACCGCGCGCGGGACGAGGCCGCGCGAGCGUUGCAGCGAGCCAAUGAACGCACGGAGACCAUUCGCAAAUGUAUGCAGACUACAAUAGCAGAAAUGGAAAGACAGCUUGCUGCUACUCGAGCUCAAGUGAAGACCGCUGAGAAAGAGCGAGAGGAGUUGCAAUGUCGCAUGCAGUGCCAGAUCAGACGCCUGAACGACAACUUUGAGCAGGCGCAGCUUCGCAUUCUGGGACUUCAGACCCAAGUCCAGACCCUCAGGAGAACCGUCUCCAGCACAGGUGACGGAGAAGGAGACAACGAACUACAGGAGUGCACCUGUAAAUCUUUCUUCGAUAAUCCUUGAGGAACAGGAAGAAAUGUGAAGACUAGUAGACCACGCCUUAUAUAAACUCCUAUACGGUCUACUGAAUAUUAGUUUGAACUGUCAUAACUGUGAUUAGCAUUGCAUGUUUGAGCGAUGUGAUUUUUGCAAAGCGAAUAUUUAUACGGUCUGUAAGGUCCCUUUCAAUGUCGGUCAACAUUUCUAGAAGAUUGAAUACGUUUUAUCCUGACUCAGUUAUCUAGAGGACAGCUUUAAGUCCUGUGGUUAUUUGUUAACGUAUCCAGUUUACCUGAGCUCACUUCGUACUGCCGCUUGAAUAUUCAAACACCUCACACUUGGCGAGAUUUACUCUAAUCCAGGAUAAAAAAAAUACAAAAAAUGCUUUAAAAUGUAGUGUGAAAUGUUGUAGAUUUUGAAAGGGACCGUGUACUGUUUGAAUGUUGUUAUUUGAUCGCAUCUGAGGAACUCCUCGAGCUGAUCUGAGCAGCAGCAUUGCUUUGUCUAGGUGAUAGUGAUAUUAUGCCCGUUGUGUCCCAAAUUGAAACGUUUCAUCGAAAUAAAGCAAACUAGAUUAAACUUA
Messenger RNA from Helicoverpa zea (corn earworm), 3256 nucleotides. Its product is annotated as paramyosin-like. Gene Ontology annotation, biological process: regulation of cilium assembly. Lineage: Eukaryota; Metazoa; Arthropoda; Insecta; Lepidoptera; Noctuidae. Bases 1 to 2697 code for a protein of 898 amino acids. The record is from RefSeq and is a predicted model, not a curated record. Gene Ontology annotation, cellular component: centrosome. The transcript is spliced from 22 exons.